AUGGUCCUUUGUUUGGACGUGGACGGUGGGAGAGGACGGGGUCGGGGCGAUGGAGUGCACCAGAUGGUCGAUUUCGAAAACAGCUUGCAUUUCCGGUCCGACAACCUGGAGAAGCACAAGAAGGACAUUGCCGCACGACCUGCCAAAGAAUGGUUCAUGUCAAACAAAGAGAAGGCGAAGUUGAAGCAGAGCGAGAAGCAGAGCCUUGAGGAAGCGGAGGCCAAGGCGUUGGCCGGUGAUGAUGAACAGAAAGAGAGCAAGAAGAGGAAGAAGGGGCCUCUGACCGAGGAGGAGCUCCAGGAAAAACGCGCCCAGAGAAACAGGGCGCGGCUCAAAGCCAAGAGGGAGGCUGAGAAAGCCGAGCGGGAGCGAGAGCAGCUCCGUGCCCGUGCCUCGGCCAAGCGAAGCCGCCGGGCGCAGCGCGACGCCGAGGAGUUCCCCAUGACCAUCGGAGAGCGCAUCUUCAAGCAGAAGAUGGAGAGGCGGAAGAAGAAGGGCAGCAAGGGCAAAGCAGCGAAGAAAGGCAAAGCACGCUGA
Symbiodinium sp. CCMP2456 is the source of this 537-nucleotide messenger RNA. Lineage: Eukaryota; Dinophyceae; Suessiales; Symbiodiniaceae. The record is from the annotation of a GenBank genome assembly.